This is a messenger RNA of Bursaphelenchus xylophilus (pine wood nematode), 210 nucleotides long. Lineage: Eukaryota; Metazoa; Nematoda; Chromadorea; Rhabditida; Aphelenchoididae. The record is from the annotation of a GenBank genome assembly.
AUGAGAAGCCUGGCUCCGACUUUGGGCUCGGGAGCCGGAGCCGACCCUAAAAUUUCCGGCUCCGGCUACCGGCUCGGAGCCGGAGCCGCUCAGAGCCGGAGCCGCGAGCCGGCUCCGGAGCCGUGGCAAUCUCUGGUCAGGACCAAUUUCCUCAUUUUACGUGCUCUCUCGCCCAAAAGAUCGUUAAAAAUCUCAGCUCUCCUUGCAUAA